CUCCUCUUCGUCUUCAACCACUGCGCUUUGGUCCACCCACUUCUUCACGUCGCUCCUUUAUCUCCAUCUCUUUUUUAACUCCAGAGAUAUCACUAUCUUUUUUACCCAUUCAGUACCCAAUCGAAAGAACAGAGCUUCAGACGUCCACAGCACAUUACCGCAACCAUGACGCGAGCGCAGCAGACUGUCUCGAUCCUGCUCCUCUUGAGCUCGCUCUACCUCUCCCUCUACCUGCAACUGAUUCCCCUCCCCUCUGUGAUCCAGACCGAGAUCGUCCCUGUGCUCCCGUUCUGGGCCCUUGUCUCCCUCGGCGCAUACCUUCUCGCCCGCCUCGGCUGGGGCGUGCUGACUUUCAACGACUGCCCCGAGGCAUACAAGGAGCUCAUGGGAGAGAUUGAGACGGCCAAGGUGGAGCUACGGAAGAUGGGCGUUACUGUGGACUAGCUAUGAUGCAAGGGCCACAGGCGGAGCGAAAAAGCUUCGAAGAUUUUGAAAACAAUUAUAAAAACAAACAUAAAGCAAAAAGGGGCGGCCACCAGGAGGGGGGCGAGGUCGUCCUGGAGCAUGGGGGCCUUGGUCUCAAUGUUUGGCGCCUCAUUUUCGUCAAGCCGGUCACAUCUGCCUGGGUUGGGACUCUUUCUUCAUCUUCAGAAGAUGGAUUUCAAGCGCUCGUCAGUCUAGCCUUUCAUCUCUCAGUGCUCAUGGGAUCUUAAAAAGUCUGU
This is a messenger RNA of Cryphonectria parasitica EP155, 722 nucleotides long. Its product is annotated as dolichol-phosphate mannosyltransferase subunit 3. The record is from RefSeq and is a predicted model, not a curated record. Gene Ontology annotation, biological process: GPI anchor biosynthetic process. The transcript has 3 exons. The coding region runs from base 166 to 444 and encodes 92 amino acids. Lineage: Eukaryota; Fungi; Ascomycota; Sordariomycetes; Diaporthales; Cryphonectriaceae. Gene Ontology annotation, cellular component: dolichol-phosphate-mannose synthase complex; endoplasmic reticulum membrane.